This is a messenger RNA of Physcomitrium patens, 2149 nucleotides long. The record is from RefSeq and is a predicted model, not a curated record. NCBI's taxonomy places the organism in Eukaryota, Viridiplantae, Streptophyta, Bryopsida, Funariales, Funariaceae.
AUUUUUGUUCAUGUGUUACUAGUCUUGCUUCUUUGGCAUGGAGUAAUAUUCUUCGACACGAUCGAUUUGCUGGUCUGCCAGUGUUUUCAUUUUCUGAAAGUGUGAUGGCUGUUACAUACCUUUCUUCUUCGAGUUACUAUGGCCUCGACCUCUCGCGAAUCAUAGUCUUGAGAUCAACGUGAUUAUUAACACACGCGUUUGGUAUUUGUAGCCCUGGAUUGGCCACAUUUUCCAGUGUGCCUAGUACGGCCGUGUUAGGUUGACUUCGGCUUUGUUCAUGUGGUACUGAAUUUCUAGGUUUCAUGCAUUAAAGAUUCCUCGACGCUGUGAUACUUACAUCCGACCGGAUACCGAGACGUGCUGGACGUUGUGAAAUUCGGGAAUAACAGGGAAGUGGGUAUGCUAUCUAUAUCUGCUGGAAAACUUUGAUUUAUGAUACUGAGCCUUACAUCACCCAAGACUCUUCCAACUGCUUAGUGUCUACUCUGCCCCUACUCUAUCCUCCCUGGAUUUCACCAUCUAUUGUAACUCUCCGAACGCGGCUUGAUUACUUGGUAUCAAUCAUACAGUUGAAUUCAGUAUCUGUGGGGACUGAAGCAUCAUGGCAGCCAGAGAGUUUUGUCAGUAAUUCUCAUGCAGAUCAUGAAGUUCUUCGAAAUUGAAGCAGCCACCCAAGAAAAGAGCUGUACAUCUUAGAAUCAUUGUCCUUUUUGAGUGAUCGUCGGAGGUUUUUGUUCCGAUUUUCUUCCAUUUUGCAAAUGCAAAUAAGUUCGCGUGAGGUCCUAGGGCGAAUCACCGGCAGGAUGGGAUCACGGACGUGUACUCUCCUCCGUGCGGUGUUGGUCUUCUCAUUAGCGAUAAGUGUAGUGACUGGGAUAGUUCCGGAAACUAGCGCGUCUGAAGCAGAGGAUCAACCCACUUUUCUUCGUCAUUUUUGGUCUACUUCUGAUAAGCACCACUACAAGUUGUCUGAGGGUGGCGAAGUUGCUGAACUUGUUCUGGACCAGAAAGCAGCUGCUGGUUUUGCAUCUAAGACGAGAUACCUGUUUGGGCGCUUUAGCGUUCAAAUGAAGGUUCAUCCAGGCGAUUCGGCAGGCACCGUGAGCACGUUCUAUACUUCUUCGUUGAGCGGAAAGCAUGAUGAACUCGACUUUGAAUUUCUUGGCAACGAAGCUGGCAAGCCGUACGUCUUGCAGACUAAUGUAUACUCGUCAGGAGUUGGCGACCGUGAACAGCGUAUUAGGCUUUGGUUUGAUCCUACGGAAGAUUUUCAUACAUACGAGAUCCACUGGAACAAAGAGAUUGUCAUCUUCAUGGUGGACGAUACACCGAUCAGAAUUUUUAAGAACAAUGAAGAUCUGGGAGUUCCAUAUCCUUCACAGCAGGCUAUGAGCGUCUUUGCAAGUUUGUGGAAUGGGGAAGACUGGGCAACUCAAAAUGGAGCCAUCAAGUUAAACUGGGAGAAGGCACCCUUUGUGGCUUCUUAUAGAGGAUAUGAAGUCGAAGGAUGUGAAGUACCUUGGUACGAAGGAAAUGUGACUUAUUGCAUGACAUCACCUGAUAUGGAUGUUAUGCUUAGAAGAGCUACUAUCCAUACUUUGACAACCAGACAGCAAGCUCGGCUGCAAUGGGUGACAGAAAACCUUCAGGUUUAUGAUUACUGCAAAGAUUUUGUCAGGUACCCAACUCAGGGCCCAGAGUGUAGCCGGAACUCGGGGCUCCAAAUCAUUGGCCCGCUUCCACUGAAGUACUUAAAUGGGUUGCAGGCCCUUGGGGAAUCCAGGGCUUCUGAAUAGUUUGGAUCAUUGAAUGUACAUUACUAAACUACGCGAGAGAACUUGAUUUGAAAUUCAGUGCAGAUUUUAGGAAGUGGCCAUUCUCAAGAAUAUUAGCUUUGUACUAGAAUAAAUUGUAGAGCCGCUAGACACGAGUAAUUGGAACUCAAACGAUGAUCCUGAAACUCAUGCGUACUAGAUAAAUGCUGCUGAAGUUUUUGUAGAUGGAAGGCUGACAAUCAGAUUUUUCUCAGCAGCACUUAACGACUUGAUAGCUUACAGGUUUGAAUCAGCCUGCAUCAUUUUAAUCAUACUCAUUCAACUGUAAGGGAAACUUUGAUCUAAUGAAUUGAUCUAUUUAUAUUUUGACUUUA